UUUACCGAAUCCGCCUAUGUAACACUUCCGCAUCUGCGGUGACAGAGUUGGAACGUUGUUUGUCAACCCCAGACAUCCUGACCUGAAAAUCGGUUUUCUCACAAACGCGUCUGUAGCCUCCGAACGGUUUGGUCUAAACACUAAUAUGACUCAUCUGUGUAAAGCUUCACAUAGGUGCUGGCGUGUAUGUACUUCAAGCGCACAGGAGUGCUGAAUUCACCGUCUGCCGAAGUUAAAACACGGAAAGGGUUCAACAGCUGCCAAUAGGAUCCGUUUGAGGUCCGUACUGAGGUAGAAUAUAUCCAUCUGAGAGACCAGCACGUGAUGUCGUCGUUCACCCGUGAAAAACUGUCUCUGCACCUGCGGCGCAGAAUGGGGGUGUUUGUGAGCAGAGUGAAAGCCACAGAGCUCAUGGCCAACCUCCCUUGCCUUACACUUUCUGACAAGGAGGAGAUCCAGGCCAAGAAGGACUUUUCUGGUAACUAUGCAGCCAUGCAACUCCUGCUGGACUAUGUGCAGAAGAGAAUGAACUGGCCAGAAGAGUUGAUAUCAGGCCUGGAGACGUUGGAGCAUCAGGAUCUGGCUGAGGAACUGAGGGCAGAGUGGAACAAGCACAACCAGAACAAUCCCUACCCUCCUUCAGCUGCUGCUACCACCGCAGUCAGGACCCAUGUUCAUCCAAUUCCUUCUACCAGCUCUGAGGGGUCGCCAUAUUCUCUGGUCCUCCCAGCUCAUCCAGCCCCACCGGCGGUAUCUGCCCCACUGGCGGUAGCCCCGCCUGAGGCUUCACUCCCUCCUGAAGUAGCCCCAGAGGUUUUGCCACCUCCUGUAGUGGCUGCCCAGCCAGAAGCCCCUCCAAGCUCAGUGCCUGAGGCUCCCGUGGCUGGCUCCUCUUCAGAGCCAGCGUCACAUGCUCCCGAAGCAGCAGUGAGCCCUGACAUAGCCUCAGAGGCAGCACCUUCUCCUGUCGCUGCCCCCCAGGCAGCCCCUCCGUCUCCCGUCUCAGCGGACGAGCCCACAGGGAUCUCUGAACCUCCAGCCUCAUCCCAGCCUGGUCCUAUUGACGUCGUCAGUCUGGAGGACAACUCAUCUCAUAGUGAUGCUCCAACACAGAUAGCACUGUCCGAAACCACUCCUACCUUGUCUGGUUCAGACCUAAUCCCAGCUGUAACUGAAAUCACUCCCACGUUGCCUGUCUCACACCUAGCCCUGUCCCAAACUGAAUCCACCCCUGCUGCCUUGGCCACAUUCCAGUCCCCUGAGAGACGUCCAGUUCAGGACACCUCGCCACACACAGUCAACGAGACUACCUUCCACCAGGAGGCUGUAGAAGACUCUGAUCCAACCCAGGUGACUGAAGAUGACCGGCACACUGAGCCGCCUCAGAUCCAGCCCUUCUCCGCGGCCACGGCCCCACCCCCGGUGGAUACCUCCAUGAAUGAGGAUGACGUGAACUUCAGCAAGCCUGAAGUCCUCCGCAGUGAGGUCAUGGACAGCCAGCCAUACUCAGGAGACUCAACACGUCUACAGAUGUCUGUGUCAGACCUGGUACUUGCUACAGCUGAUGUGAACAGUCCUGUUGUGGUCCCAGACGCCGUCACUAGUUCCACCCCUCUGCCAUGUCAGGAGAAUGGAGUUCCUGAGGAAAUAACAGAACCCCUGUCCCAUAACGAGCCCCAAGAGGACACCUACGAGUCCCCCUGCAUGAGCUCCCUGGGGGACCAGGAAGUGCUGCUCAAUGUUGUUCACGUGUCUGAGGACGCGUCCAUUCAGAACAACGACGGCCAGACACCGAGCAUGCUGGGUAUUGUAGUCCACGUGUCCGAGGAGCCAUGUAUAUGGAAUCAAGAUGGCCAAACACAGAGCAUGCUGGGUAAUAAUGAUGUGGGUGUGUCUGAAACACCCCCACCAGUUCAGAACCACAAUAGCCAAUCUCAGAUCACACCUCUCUCUGGAUCUACCGCCCUUGACCUGUCGUCUGGUCCGAACCAGCACGGCCAAUCUCAGGGUCUGAUUAUGAUCGUUAACGGCCAAGACGCCAGCCCCUCAACCAAACAUCCUGAUGCUCCAGCUCCUACUGGCUUUGUCCCCAUCGUCAACGGCUCUUCCUCGGCGGAGAACCGUCAUCCCCUGGGGCCUAUGGGGGCAGAGGUCCUGAUGGAGGCUAGAGCUGUUCCUGAACUGAAGCAAGAGAGAGCGAUGGGAGAGAGCUAUUAUCUUCUGGGGGCUGCUGUAGUGGCCGUCUCAGCCCUGUUCAUGGCCUGGAGGAUGAAGAAUUAACAACCAGGGUUGAGGAUAGGUUGUCUGAAAUGACACCAUGUUUAUAUAUAUUAAGUCACAGUGAGUAACCUUGUCUUUGGCCCCUGUCCUUUUGGGCGGUUCUGGCGAUCUACUGUUUCUGUAGCGUGACGCAGCUUGAAGAAUAAUUACACAGCCUGGACAAAGUAGUGCACUAUAUUGGAAAUAGGGCCUGAACAAAGUAGUGCACUAUAUUGGAAAUAGGGCCUGGACAAAGUAGUGCACUAUAUUGGA
Salvelinus namaycush (lake trout) is the source of this 2532-nucleotide messenger RNA. RefSeq names its product cell surface glycoprotein 1-like. The transcript has 7 exons. The record is from RefSeq and is a predicted model, not a curated record. The coding region runs from base 325 to 2280 and encodes 651 amino acids. Lineage: Eukaryota; Metazoa; Chordata; Actinopteri; Salmoniformes; Salmonidae.